CUGCCAUCUCCGUACUGUCUACCACCAUGGCCCAGCCCGCCCCCGGCGCUGCUAACAACCCACCACGACGCUUCGGCGCACGGCCAAGCAGCAUCGCCUCCGCGUCUUCCCUUACUAUCCCCCCGCCCGGCCCCGCCUCAGCGUCCAACUCCGCCUUCGCCCUCUCCCACACACCACUUGCACCACAACCGCAGAGAGCGCGCUCUUCCUCCGCCGUAGCGCAGGGUACCGCCGUCGCUGCUGCUCAGCAGUGGCUCAGUGCGCUUGCACCGCGCGGCGAGGGGCGCGGGCGCGAGUUCCUCACCAGCACAUUAAGCGGCGUGGCGAAUGUGGCGACCACCGUUGGCCAGGAACUGAACGGUGUGAUAGCACGCGGGGCACACAGCAGAACUGGAAGCUAUGCGGGCAACGUCAACGGCAAUGGAAAUGGGACGACAAGUCCGCCGCUCGCCGAACUUCCAUUCGCACCGCGUGCAAACAGACGCGACUCGCUCGCAUCCCGCCGUGACUCAUCCAUCGCUUCCCCCGUCCCACCUCCCACCGCCCCAGCCCCAACGAAUACGCGGCGCCUCGGCCCACCACCUCCUGCGAACGCGCGCCGGCUUGGCCGCGAGUCGGCGCCCCCUGCCCCUCAAGCACAAGCUCUCGUUGACACGCCCACAGAAGCCGUGUUCCGCACCCUCUCACCUUCCCCCACCGCCGCAGCAUUUCAGCGGACCAACUCGAUCGAACGACGCCCCGGACAUAACCGCACCGGCAGCAUUCCCUUAUCGACCUCGCCCGCGCCCUCGGCUGCGAGUACGGGCAGUCGGCGAGCGCGCGGGACACCAUACAAGAUUGGCUUCCAGCCCAGCGGGGUGCGACGGGAUCGUACUGCCGCCUUCACUACUGCGCGCAAGGAGAAUGCUGCGGAGCGCGAGAAGGAGGAAGGGCGAUUAAAUCGGCGAUGGGCGAAGCUCGUCGACUUGCACUUCAACCCGUCAACACAGACGUCGCCCCUGGCACGAUCAGGCAGCAGCUCGUUUUCGCUCAGCUCAAUCGUCAACGCACGUCCGCAGGUCCACAUGGACGACGUGGUGGACAGUCUCAAACCGCGCCAGGUGUGGAAAGGGCUGAAGGCGGCAGCCGGCCCGGGGCCCGAAGAAGCGCGGAAGCGUGCUGAAGAACAGCGCAUCGUCAAGUGGGAGCCAGAUAGCGAGGUGCGGAAAUGCCGCGUCUGCGCGGCGCCAUUCAGCCUCAGCACGCGCAAGCACCACUGCCGGUUAUGCGGGCGCAUUGUGUGCUCGCUCCCGCCGACUCCACCCGCGCUUCUGGCUGUGCAGAUGCAGUUGUUCGCUGAGGGCGGCGAGCUUCCUCCGGGGACGCGGCGGGAGAAGUGCUCGCUCCUUCUUGUGGCGGACUGGCGUACAGGGCGUGGCGAAGAGGUGGAAGAAGGCUUCGUGGGAUGGAUGAGCCUCGACCAAGAGAAGGAGCCAGCCGCUAUCAGGCCGUCGCGUCACCACCGGCAUAGAUCAGGCAGCGUGCUGAGCGACACAUCGUCAACCACGACAAGCGACGAGCCGCAGCGCACUAUCCCCCUUCCGCAACAACCGCAGGAGGUGCAGGUUAAGGGUGUGCGCGUGUGCCGCGAGUGCUGGGCUACUGUCUCGCGCAAACAGAAGAUCGCAGACCGGACGAGAAUCACCCCCUUCGCGCGCCUUUACGCAGCCCUCCGCUCGCUGCAGGCCGAGAUCGCCGGCCUCCUCCCGUCGUUCGAAGAGGACGUGGCGGCUCUCCAGCGCGCGUCUGAAGACACUGAGCCUUCGGCGUCAUUAUUAGCGUCGCACAAGACCCUUCUCGCCCUCUUGGGUCAGUACGACGCGCUUGCCAAGCGCGUGUCCGCGGCGCCGUGCGAGCCCGGCGGCAGUCAGGCGGCGGUACAGCGGGCGCUGGCGCGCAGCGCGGCCGAGUUCAUGGCCCGCGCGGCGGUCACAGCACAGGAAUUGCCGCGGCUGCAGCGGCGCGCCGCGGCCGCCAGAGCCCGCACCAUGGUCGUCGUCGAGCAGCGGCUGCCGGACGUGCUCAAGGCAGAGGGGAUACGCGAAGACGCGGCGGAAGACGUUGCUAGAGCGCUCCAGCCGCUGUUGGAGCAGCAGGCGCAGCUCGAGUAUGUCUGCUGAAUGGAAGGUGAAAGGGGCUUACGCCAGAUCAUUUAUUGCCGAGGCCCAUGCGCAGCGCAAGUACGACGAUUCACGGUCUCUCGCGGCCGCACUGAAUGAAAUCGAGAAUGAAAUCGCGCGGUUGACUGCCAGCGCGCUCGACGCAUA
This is a messenger RNA of Cutaneotrichosporon oleaginosum, 2306 nucleotides long. RefSeq lists its product as uncharacterized. NCBI's taxonomy places the organism in Eukaryota, Fungi, Basidiomycota, Tremellomycetes, Trichosporonales, Trichosporonaceae. Gene Ontology annotation, molecular function: metal ion binding. The record is from RefSeq and is a predicted model, not a curated record.